Kwoniella mangroviensis CBS 8507 is the source of this 1293-nucleotide messenger RNA. RefSeq lists its product as uncharacterized. The record is from RefSeq and is a predicted model, not a curated record. The transcript has 2 exons. The coding region runs from base 1 to 1293 and encodes 430 amino acids. Lineage: Eukaryota; Fungi; Basidiomycota; Tremellomycetes; Tremellales; Cryptococcaceae.
AUGUCCACUUCUGUUGUAGAGCUCAACACCUUAGCUUCCGCAAUGCCUGAACUACCACCGGAGAUAUGGGGUCGUAUCAUUCCUUUCCUCAAGCGACCUAUGGGCUCGACCGGUACACUCAGAAAUGCGAAUAACUAUCAUCAACACGAUCUCGCUACAGCCAUGAGAGUGAACAAGACGUUCUACCGAUACACAGCACCAAUAUUAUACUCUCGAGUCAUCGUUUCCAACUUCCCUCUCUUCCUCUACGGUAUACCUACCCUCCAUCCCGGUGAUCCUCCAGAAACGUUUGACACAGCCAAAAAGCGUUUAUUUAAAUAUAUCAAACGACUGGAUAUCGCUUAUUCCUCCCUUCAACCCAACGUAUCGGUCGGUCAACCCUUACCCGCUCAAUUACUUCUUCACCUUGACCUACCUACAUCGGUCAUACCACCGUUGACUACAGAUAUCAACCAGACAUACGAAGUAUCCAAAGACCUCUUGAUGGGAUGGGCAAAAUCAUCUGAUGCUCCAUUGCUCUUCCCCAAUUUACAAGUAGUCGCUACUGGAAGUUUCGGAGAGAGAUUGUGGGAUAGUUAUAAUCCGAACUUCACCAAACUAGACUACACAGACAUAUCUCAGAUCGCAUCAUUGGAAGAUGUUCAAGAAUCUGCUAAAAUAUUACAUCAUCUGUUCAAGCAGAAUCUGUUUGGUAGAUUCUUUACCGGGUGCUCGAGGCCUAAACAGAUUAUAAAUUACGUAUCGUCAGGACCUAUGACACCGGUGUACAAUCGACAUUUCCCAAACGAUCAUAUGUUGAUGGCUUGUUAUACCCUCUCUCCCAGCUAUACCGAUUCCUUGCCUGAAAGUUAUACGACCUACUUGUUAGAACAGAUACACAGAGGAGUAUGGUUGAAUGUAGCUGAAGGAGCUCAAAAUAGAUGGGUCGUAGAUCCAAUAUUUAAAGAAUGCAGCCCCUCGACUCAAGCAUUGGUCUAUACCUAUAUAAGAGGUCAAAUCAUGACCCGAAGACAAUUGUCGAAAGUGUUGAAUAUGGAUCGAAAUACCAAGAUCAAGAUUCACAACGUGAUCGAACCGAAGAUGAUACAUAGUGUUUUGCCAGCUUUGGUAGGAGAUCAUACUAAUUAUGGAGAAGAGUAUACCGAUGAAAUGGGAUUGACGAUUAUCAAGACCUAUUUGGGUAUUGGGAUCGAUGAGGAAGUGGAUAAGGAUACUUUCGCACAAGUCGAAUUGGUAGCGGAUGAAGAGCAUGAGGAUGGAGAUGGUCUAGGUGGGGAGAAUACGUUUCUGUAA